Messenger RNA from Arabidopsis thaliana (thale cress), 2019 nucleotides. RefSeq names its product cytochrome P450, family 708, subfamily A, polypeptide 2 (gene CYP708A2). Lineage: Eukaryota; Viridiplantae; Streptophyta; Magnoliopsida; Brassicales; Brassicaceae. The record is from RefSeq and is marked reviewed. The transcript is spliced from 8 exons. Gene Ontology annotation, cellular component: membrane. Gene Ontology annotation, molecular function: heme binding; monooxygenase activity; iron ion binding. The coding region runs from base 411 to 1844 and encodes 477 amino acids.
GUCAAAAGUGGGGUGCUAUGUGUCAAAUUCUUGUGAGACACAACUUUUCUUCAUAGAAUAUAUUGUAGAACUAAUAUAUAUUGAGUAACACUAUCCUGAAGAAAUAUAUUAACCAAGAAAUGUAUAGGUUAUAAGAGAAGUGUACUUGAUAUUCGGAAAAAAAAAAAACCAAAAACUAGGUAUAAUUUGAGGUAAAUACAAAAACUAGGUCUAAGUUGAGGUGAAAAAAAACUUAAGAAGGUCUAGUAUAAAGUUAUUUGUAAGUAUGACUUUCUCUAUUUAAUCCAAAGGUAGGUUAAGCAGUCGUUGAAUGUUUUUUGUUUGUUAUAUUGAGUUGUUUGUUUGUAAUGACUUUCUCUAUUUAAUCCAUAGGUAGGUUAAGAUUAUUCAAACUUCAAAGGCAAAACCAAAUGAGCUUCGUGUGGUCCGCUGCGGUGUGGGUCAUAGCUGUAGCCGCUGUUGUGAUUAGCAAAUGGUUAUACCGAUGGUCGAACCCGAAGUGCAAUGGCAAGUUACCACCGGGAUCAAUGGGUUUACCGAUCAUCGGAGAGACAUGCGACUUCUUUGAGCCCCAUGGAUUAUACGAGAUCUCACCCUUUGUCAAGAAGAGGAUGUUAAAGUACGGGCCAUUGUUUCGGACAAAUAUUUUCGGAUCGAACACCGUGGUUUUGACAGAACCUGAUAUCAUCUUCGAAGUUUUUCGGCAAGAGAACAAGUCUUUUGUGUUUAGCUAUCCAGAAGCUUUUGUCAAGCCAUUUGGAAAAGAAAACGUGUUCCUCAAACAUGGAAACAUCCACAAGCACGUCAAGCAAAUCAGUCUUCAACAUCUUGGCUCUGAGGCUUUAAAAAAAAAGAUGAUAGGAGAAAUAGACAGAGUAACCUAUGAGCAUCUUAGAUCGAAGGCUAACCAGGGUAGCUUCGAUGCUAAGGAGGCAGUUGAAAGUGUUAUAAUGGCGCACUUGACCCCAAAGAUAAUAAGUAACCUCAAACCAGAAACACAAGCAACUCUUGUGGACAAUAUAAUGGCCCUAGGAUCUGAAUGGUUUCAGUCACCCUUGAAGCUUACGACUUUGAUUUCUAUCUACAAAGUCUUUAUUGCACGUAGAUACGCCCUCCAGGUGAUAAAGGACGUUUUCACGAGGAGGAAAGCGUCCAGAGAAAUGUGCGGAGACUUCCUCGACACAAUGGUAGAAGAGGGGGAGAAAGAAGACGUCAUUUUUAAUGAAGAAAGUGCUAUAAAUCUCAUAUUCGCUAUUUUGGUCGUCGCUAAAGAAUCUACCUCUUCCGUUACUAGCUUGGCCAUCAAAUUUCUUGCCGAAAACCAUAAAGCUCUCGCAGAGUUGAAGAGGGAGCAUGCGGCCAUCCUUCAAAAUAGAAAUGGUAAAGGAGCUGGAGUUAGCUGGGAAGAAUACAGACACCAAAUGACUUUCACUAACAUGGUGAUAAAUGAGACUCUUCGAAUGGCAAACAUGGCUCCUAUAAUGUAUAGAAAGGCUGUGAACGAUGUCGAAAUCAAAGGUUACACAAUUCCAGCGGGCUGGAUUGUGGCGGUUAUACCACCAGCUGUCCAUUUCAAUGAUGCUAUUUAUGAGAAUCCUUUGGAGUUCAAUCCAUGGAGAUGGGAGGGGAAAGAGUUGCGGUCUGGAUCUAAGACGUUCAUGGUGUUUGGAGGUGGAGUGAGACAGUGUGUCGGCGCGGAGUUUGCGAGACUACAAAUUUCUAUCUUCAUUCAUCAUCUUGUAACAACCUACGAUUUCUCAUUGGCCCAAGAAUCGGAGUUCAUCCGUGCACCACUCCCAUACUUCCCCAAAGGACUGCCUAUCAAGAUUUCCCAGUCACUCUAGUAUCUUGUGUAAUCAUAUAUGUCACUAGUAAAGAAUCCGGGGAAGUAUUUUCAAUGGGGCAAUACUAAAAUAAUAAAUAAAUCUAUUUUCAUAUUAUGCUUUAUUAGAUGAUAAUAAUAGUAAUAAUAAUAAUAUUACAAGUAUUUUUACGAUGAAUAUAUCGAUAAGGUAUUCA